Molecule: messenger RNA, 1778 nt
Organism: Boleophthalmus pectinirostris (great blue-spotted mudskipper)
Lineage: Eukaryota; Metazoa; Chordata; Actinopteri; Gobiiformes; Gobiidae
Gene: wbp2
Product: WW domain binding protein 2
Exons: 8
Coding region: 143-937 (264 amino acids)
Biological process (GO): positive regulation of DNA-templated transcription
Cellular component (GO): nucleus
Molecular function (GO): transcription coactivator activity; chromatin DNA binding
Source: RefSeq, a predicted model, not a curated record
CACAGCGUAAACAUUACAAGCAUCGCAUCGCUGCCCAAUCUGUCACAGGCUGCGUUCGUGCUGAUCGUACCUUUUCCAGCUGCGGAGAAUUGUCAGAUCAUCUGCAUUUGGACUGGUUUUAAGGCGGUGAAGGGCUGUCGACAUGACUUUAAACCAGAACCACUCGGAAUCUGGUGGUGUAAUCAUCAACAAUAGCGAAAGUGUGUUGAUGAACCAUGACAACGUGGAGCUGGCCUUCUCUGAUGCCGACAGUUUGCCCGAAGCCUUCAAAAAAAGCAAGAAAGGCAGCAUCUACCUGACCCCGUACAGGGUGAUCUUUGUGGCUAAAGGCAAAGAUGCACUGCGCUCCUUCAUGAUGCCCUUCUAUCUGAUGAAGGGCUGUGAGAUUAAACAGCCCGUCCUGGGAGCCAAUUACAUUAAAGGCACUGUUAGUGCCGAGCCUGGAGGUGGAUGGGAGGGCAGUGCUACGUUCAAGAUGGUGUUUCUGGCUGGAGGGGCCAUAGAGUUUGGACAGUACAUGUUGCAGGUGGCCGCUCAAGCCUCUAUAGGUCAGCCUGUGACUGCUGGCUUUGGCGGCUGUCCCUACAUGGCUAACGGGGCAUACGCAUACCCCCCACCUCCGACCAAUGCCAUGUAUGCUGCAGCCGGAGCACCCCCGGGAUACGCCUACCCCAACACACCCCAAGCUGGAGGUUUCUACCCCAGUCCACCUGCGUUUGAUGGAGCUGCUGGCUACAUGCCCCCUCCCCCUCCAUACUCUGCUCCUCUGGGUCAGCAGCCCCCCCACAACCCAGACCUGCCCAUGUCCGCCGCAGCAGAGGCCAAAGCUGCAGAGGCUGCAGCUAGUGCCACCUACACUCUGCCCCCCACACAUGUGUACCUGCCAGAGGACAAACCACCUCCUUAUUCUCCCCCAGAAGACAAGAAGAACCAGUAAAUUUGCUCUUCCCUUCAUCUCUUCUAGACUGAAGCAUUCCUAAUUAGUUUUUCUAUAAUUUAUCACCACCCGAGAUAAGUAUUUUGAUUUGGAAUUUUUUUUUUCUUUUUUUUUUUUUCUUUUCUAUUUUAAUUCCAUUCUUAUUUCAACGUAACCAAACGCUAUUCUUGCUUCCUUACAACCACAACUUAUAAAAAUGUGAACUUUGGUAGCUAAAAAAUGAAGCAUUGUUAGCCAAAGUAACUAAAAACUCAAUAGUGUGGCUUGGACGGAAACGAGCUCACAUGCUAGCUUUAGCUCUGCUUGGAAACUGCAAAAUUUUCUAAACUUGGUUAUGCUAACGCUGGCUAAAAGCAGUAUUUUAUUUUGUAUUAUUUGUGUAUAGGCUACGCACUUGAAGAUAUGCUAUAUUUUGGAGAAUUUUGAAGUACAAUUUUGUAAAGAAACGUUUGUAAGAUUAGUUAAGAGUAUUUUGCCCUAAUAAAGAUUGAAAAGGAGGGAAUGAUGCUAGCACGGAUUAGCUUUGUAACAUAAUGUCAUUUUUUUUUCAGCUUUUGCAUCAGUUAGAGUCUUCUAGAAAUCACACAGUCAAACUAAAUAAACUUUUUUUUUUUUCAAAAUCACCCAAUUUUGUUGUUGGUCUACUGUGAAAUCUCAAUCUAUGGCUAAUUCUCAGCAGUUGCUAUGCAUUGGAAUUGCUCUGUUAUGGCUCUGUGUAAAAUAAUAAUAACUAAUGUAUUUUUUAUUUAUUUGAAAAGUCUAUACAAUUAUUAGCAUGGUUAUUAAACUACUGUGAUGUACUGUAUGUGUGCAAUGGAUUUUAAUAAACAGCCUAACUUCA